Messenger RNA from Lepisosteus oculatus (spotted gar), 3904 nucleotides. It is a transcript of the gene slc39a6, whose product is annotated as solute carrier family 39 member 6. The record is from RefSeq and is a predicted model, not a curated record. Gene Ontology annotation, molecular function: zinc ion transmembrane transporter activity; monoatomic cation:bicarbonate symporter activity. Gene Ontology annotation, cellular component: plasma membrane. Gene Ontology annotation, biological process: zinc ion import across plasma membrane; intracellular monoatomic cation homeostasis. NCBI's taxonomy places the organism in Eukaryota, Metazoa, Chordata, Actinopteri, Semionotiformes, Lepisosteidae.
GCUGUUGUCUGUCCGGUCUGCUGCCUUUUGUUUCCGGAGGUUGACGUUGUUCGGUGUCCUCUGCACACGGCACUGGUAACUUUCCAGGGCAGGGUGCAUAAAAUCUGUUUGUACGAGCGCCUUCAUUCGCAUUGUGUGUGGUUGGUUGUAGUAGUUGGUAGCUCUGAAUGGGAGCAGUUUUGUUUUACUGUACGGGUCUUUCCAGCUGUUUUAAUGUCACUGUGUACCGCAGGCCUUUGUUCUCAAUAUGGCCUGCCUCAUUCUCGAUCUUUUACGGUUUCUGUUAUAGCUUGGGUAAUAAUAGUUUGACCUAAUGUUGAAGCGCGAUAUUUUUUAAUUUAUUGAAAACACCACAAAUGCAUUAUCCUAGUAGAUAUUAGCGAGAGCAUAAUGAAGUGAUGUACAUUCAGAGUUCAGGGAUAAAAAUGUGAAUUCCAUGUGGAGGAAAAAAAGUGACCGAUAGGGAUGAUCAUAACGCUUCUUCCCUUUUUUUAUAACCGCAUUUAGCCUUUGUGAAAUCGGCAGGCAAAAACCAAAAAAAAAAACAAAAAAAAACAAGCUGGCUCUGGACUUCACACAAGAUUCGCACCAACGUGUCGAUUAUUAUAAAUGCUUGUUACAAUACCUAAUCACGUUUUAGAGUAUACUAUGUAAACGCAAAACAGAUUUUUCUCAGAUGCACGUCAUUCUUGAUUUGUGGAUUCAUAUACGCAAUACAUGAGAUGGAACAAGACUAUUGGAUACCUGUUGCUUUGUUACUAGUGUUUGCUGGUCAAUGCCUAGGGCAUGGCCAUGGUAAAAGCAGUCCUGAGUGCAACAGUCCGGGGGAUUUUAGGACCAGGGACCAGAUUCUCCCCAAUGUUGACAUGCAAGUGGCUGAACACAUGCAGAAGCAUCACCUAGAGGUCCUGUUCAGGCGCUAUGGGGAGAAUGGAACCAUCUCUAUGGAGGGACUGAAGAAGCUCCUGGAGAGCAUUGGCUUAGACAGGAUCAGGAGGGUGGAUGUUCUGCACAGGGAAACUGUACACAAAUCCAGCAAGGGCCAGGAUCAAGGACACUCCCACCACCCUCAUCACCAUCAUCACCCACACCACCAUGACCACACGCACCAACAGGAAAUCCCCACCAGCAAGAAGGUCACUGAGAUUCCCAAGGUCAACCUGGCGAUGAGCAAGAAGAAGGAAGACGGUGACAGCCACCACAAUCUUUAUGCCAAGAAAGUGCUUCAUGAAAUCAGUACGACCCCAGUGUACACCAGUAACAUUUUGAGGAAAUCCCAAGAGGUACGUAGCCGGAGAAGCACAAAUGACCAACUGCCACAAGGGGACUCUUCUAAGACAACAGGGUCUAGCUCCACCAUGCCUGACCCCUCUGGGACCACUAAGAAGAUCAGCAAUCUGCUUGUUACAGAAGAAGACAAGCAGAAAGAUGAUCACGAUCACGAUCAUGAUCACGAUCACGAUCAUGAUCACAAUCACCAUGGAAAAGAGUGUUUAAAUGCCACCAGAAUCCUGACUUCUCAUGGGAUGAACAUGGAGAUGAACAUCUCGGUCACAGACUUCAGUUACCUCUGCCCUGCUCUCCUUAAUCAGAUUGACACCAAGUCCUGCAUUGUUCACAGAAAGGCUUCUCAUGGAGAUCACCACAUGGAAACGCAGCAUGAUAAUAAUAAGGAAAGCAGUGAAAGCCACCAGAGAGGAAGUUCCAUUCAGGCAGCCUGGAUCGGAGGGUUCGUGUCCAUCACCAUUAUCAGCCUGCUGUCCCUGCUUGGAGUUGUUCUGAUCCCAUUGAUGAACCGGGUGUUUUUCAAGUUCCUGCUGAGCUUCUUGGUAGCUCUGGCAGUGGGGACUCUUAGUGGAGAUGCCUUUCUCCACCUCAUACCACAUUCUCAAGGGUCUCAUCCACACAACCAUGGAGAACACUUACCCAAUGAAAGCCAUGAUCACCAUGACCACGGCCACAAAGAGGGUGGUCUGGACUCGGUGUGGAAGGGGUUGACUGCCCUGGGUGGAGUCUACUUCAUGUUCCUCAUAGAGCACUUCAUCACGCUGGGGAAGAUGUAUAAGGAAAAGAAACAGAAGAAUCAGAAGAUACUGGAUCAGAACGAAGAAAAUGGAAAUUCUGACAAGCUUCCGACAGAAGAAGAGAAUCCGGACAUUAAGUCAUGUGAAGACAUGGAGGCCAGCAGGGCAGAGGGGUUCACGGAGCAGUCGCAGUUCGCUGCCAAGUCAGACGGGCAGGGCACCCCAGAAGAGGAGGAGGUCAUGCUGGCUCCGGCUCUGCCCCAGGACGGCUACAGCGAGUACAUGGCCGAAGGCUGCGAGAACAAGUGCCACUCGCACUUCCACGACACGGUGGGGCAGGCCGACAAUAUGCACCACCAUCACCAUGACUACCACCACAUCCUGCAUCACCACCACUCUCAGAACCACCACCCCCACAGCCACAGCCACAGCUACUCCCGGCAGCACUUCAAAGAGGCCAGCGUCGCCACGCUGGCCUGGAUGGUCAUUAUGGGGGACGGCCUGCACAAUUUCAGCGAUGGACUAGCUAUAGGGGCUGCUUUUACUGAAGGGCUUUCCAGUGGGCUUAGCACAUCAGUAGCAGUUUUCUGUCACGAAUUGCCUCAUGAGUUAGGAGACUUUGCAGUGCUGCUGAAGGCAGGCAUGACAGUGAAGCAGGCCAUUCUGUAUAAUGUUCUUUCAGCCAUGAUGGCCUACCUUGGCAUGAUCACAGGGAUUCUCAUCGGACAUUAUGCAGAAAACAUCUGUAUGUGGAUAUUUGCCUUAACUGCAGGGCUGUUUAUGUAUGUGGCUCUUGUGGAUAUGGUGCCUGAAAUGUUGCACAAUGAUGCUGGGGAUCAUGGAUUUAGUCAUUGUGGUUAUUUCCUUUUACAGAAUGCUGGGAUUCUUCUGGGAUUCAGCAUCAUGUUACUUAUUGCCAUAUUUGAAAACAAAAUAUUGGUGGACAUUGAACUUUAACAAAAAGAAAGUAUAUGUUGCAGUUAGAGUUACAGUACGGUAGCCCACUGAUAGAUGUGAUAAUGUCCAUAGGUGACAUUCAGCUCAAAGUUUUGUUUUGUCUUUAUUGUUGUUUGCUUCUGUAAUGGUAGCAUCCUUUUUGUAGAACAUAAAUUAACGUUGCAAAAAUUGUCUGUUACAGUGUUGCCUGUUGCCUGUUGCUUUGUUGAGUUGUGUUAUUUGAUGCACAGGAUUAAAAUGUUUCAAAUCUAGGUACUGUACUGCAGAAUAAAAUAAAUGGAGAAAAAGGGAAUGAAAGAGGACAAGCAGAAAAGUCAUGAUAUGACUGCUAAAACAUGCUUACACUGUGGCAUUUGAAGAGAAUGUAUGUAUUGGGACUGCAAGAAAUAUUCUGGGCCUGCACUCAGAUAGGUUUUGGAAAUAAAGACCAAGAAUUUGUAAUUGAACUCAGUAUGUAAUGUAAGGGCUAUUUAAGUAUUUCAUUGAAUGGUCUUUGUAGUGUGUUCUUUGUGCCAUUAUAUAGGUCAAGAGCUAUCAUUUUAAGUUCAAAGAAAAAUGUUUACAUCUCUCAAGAAUCAUCACAGUAGCCAAUGUUUGACUUGCUUGCUGAUUUUUAAGGGUGUUCCAGCUGAGCCAUGAAACUCAGCGAUAAUCAAAAAUGGUCAGAAAUAAUUUGUGAGGUGAUCAUGUCAAUUCUUUCUGCACCGUGUACUGAACAGUAAGCAUGGCGUUGUAACUGGUUUUUUUUAAUGUAUCAGGUGUACAAAUUGUGCUGUAGCCCUGCAAUGAAGUCAAGCAGUUUAUCAGUAUAUGUUUUGUUUACUUUUUAUGAUUUAAAAAUGUGACCAACAGUGUAUAUGGCAGCUUUGGGUGUUCCUAUUUGUAUGCUUUACAUUCCAGAGGAAAUAUAGUUGACGUCAUCA